This is a messenger RNA of Penicillium canariense, 1197 nucleotides long. RefSeq names its product putative cell division protein kinase (Ctk1). Gene Ontology annotation, cellular component: nucleus; cytoplasm. Gene Ontology annotation, molecular function: ATP binding; transcription coregulator activity; cyclin-dependent protein serine/threonine kinase activity. The coding region runs from base 1 to 1197 and encodes 398 amino acids. The record is from RefSeq and is a predicted model, not a curated record. The transcript has 5 exons. NCBI's taxonomy places the organism in Eukaryota, Fungi, Ascomycota, Eurotiomycetes, Eurotiales, Aspergillaceae. Gene Ontology annotation, biological process: protein phosphorylation.
AUGGAUUGGAGGAAUGAGCUGGGCUUUACGGAGCGAUUGAGGGUUAUCCAGUCUCUCACUACGGUCUACCAGCAAGCUUCCUCGUCAGCAGCCUUUGCAGAGGCUCAAGCAGAAGCGAGGAGAUAUGAGAACGAGGCCUACAAUGAGGCCAACUCCAAGGAUGAAUAUGACCGGAUGUGCCAGCAAGCGAUUGAUGUCGCCUUGGCCACCAAACCCGUAGCGGGGUUCACGAGCAGCUCGGAUGAAGUGCAAGAUGUCUUUCCAGACCCAGAGCCAGGAUGCUCAUCAGAAUUUCCAGUAGGUGAGACCUUUGGUCGGUAUAGAUCUUGUUUCCAUCAUUUCGAUGGGCUUCACUCCACGAUCUAUAAAUCCAAGGCCGAGGACGAUACGGUGCGUGCUGUGAAGAUCACCAUUCCGCAUCUCAUGACAGCACCUCACGAUGUUCAACGGGAGGCACGAUUGUUGCGUGAGGCGGCCAGUCCUCAUGUGAUUUCCUUGGUUGAGACCUUCAACUUGGACGGAGGAAGGUUGGCUUUGGUUUUCCCGUUCCUGCGGUACGAUUUCGCCCAUUUGCUCCAGCGAGAUAUGGUCACUGCCUCUCAGACACGGUCGAUCUUGCGAGACAUGUUCCAAGCCCUGAGCCAUAUUCACACGCUAGGGAUCAUCCAUCGAGACAUCAAGCCCUCCAAUAUUCUGAUGGACUCGCCCGACGGACCGGCCUAUUUGGCAGAUUUUGGGAUCUCAUGGAAAGAUGGGGACCCAGGAUCCGAGCCAAGGGACCAAAAGAUCACCGACGUGGGCACCUCUAGCUACCGCGCUCCUGAGGUUCUCUUCGGAUACAAGGCAUACGGAACCGCUCUUGAUCUCUGGGCCGCCGGUUGUGUGGUGGCAGAAGCCAUUGCCGUGGGGCAUGGCGAGCUGUUUGAUUCAGGACCCGUGGGAAGCGACUUGUCGCUCAUCCAUUCCAUCUUCAAGACUCUCGGAACCCCGGACGAACACACCUGGCCGGACGUCCAUGUGCUGCCGGACUGGGGCAAGGUGGAAUUCUACACCUUCCCGGCACAAUCCUGGGAUAACAUCCUCCCAGCCGUGUCCUCCAAUGGCCGCGACCUCGCUCGCCGCUUACUCUGCUACCAGAGUAGUGAGCGACUAUCCGCAGACGAGGCACUCCGACAUCCGUACUUCUCCACCUCUUAA